Molecule: messenger RNA, 1982 nt
Organism: Aphis gossypii (cotton aphid)
Lineage: Eukaryota; Metazoa; Arthropoda; Insecta; Hemiptera; Aphididae
Gene: mRpL4
Product: 39S ribosomal protein L4, mitochondrial
Exons: 7
Coding region: 176-1024 (282 amino acids)
Biological process (GO): translation
Cellular component (GO): ribosome
Molecular function (GO): structural constituent of ribosome
Source: RefSeq, a predicted model, not a curated record
AAUCCAUUAAUUAUAAUGUAAAUUUAAUCCAAAUAACUAUAUAAUAGUAAUUAUAGUAUAUAAGUAUUAAGUACUCUAUUUUCAUAAUUUUAUAAGUAAGUAUUUUUAUACCUAAACUUCUAUUCAUUUAGUACCUUUGUAGAUUAAUAAUAGCUUAUAAAAUAAAAAUUAUAUAAUGUUGUUAAAUUGUUUGGCAAAACAAAUUCGUGCUUUGCCGUCAACAUUCACGGCAGCAUGUCGGAUGUCUUCAGUGACAACUGAAAAUGCCGAGUUCACUGAAGUCGAAGAGCCGCCAAUGGUAUAUGGCGGAUACACAAACUUACGCCAGGCAUGGGUGUCUAAUCUGGAUACUGUUAAAGAAAAUCCUUCUACAAUUAUAGAUUUGCAUCCCCAAGUGUUUGGAUCGAGACCAAGAAUUGAUAUAAUACACGAAAAUAUUGUAUGGCAAAGAAAAUAUAGAUAUGUUAGUUACGCAAAUACCAAAGUUACCGCUGAGGUAAACAUGAGUAGUAAAAAACCUUGGCCACAAAAGGGCCAAGGACGUGCACGACACGGUACAAGACGUUCUCCACUAUUUAAAGGUGGAUCUGUUAUACAUGGACCACGCUCUCAUACAACUCAUUUCUAUAUGCUUCCAUUCUACAAAAGAGUCUAUGGGCUUACUUCAACAUUAUCUGUUAAGCUAAUUCAGGAUGAUUUACACAUAGUGAAAAAUUUGGAUUUACCUUCAGAUGAUCCAAGUUACAUAAAUGAUUUAGUUGAUUCCAGAUUAUGGGGACCGUCAGUUUUAUUCAUUGACGAUACUGAUACAAUGCCAAGAAACAUUAGCUUAGCAUUAAACCAAAUCAAACACAUGAAUCUGAUGCCAGUUUAUGGUUUGAACGUGUACAGUAUGCUAAAAUAUGAAACACUUGUCUUGACUGUAGCUGCAGUGAAAAAAAUUCAAGAACGACUUCUUUACCAGUUACAUAGGCCUGAUGUGCAUCAAGCUACUAAGAAGUUCAUGUUAAAUAUGCAGAAUUAAUAUUAAUAAUAUUGAGAAAAUAACAAUCUUAAAAAUUUAUUAUACUAGUUGUUUUUUAAUAAACUAUCACUGUAAAUCAAAAUCAAAAACAUUAUUGCAGUUAACUCUGGGUUGCCUUUUUUUUUUCAGACUUAUCGGUUAGGGUUUCAGGUCAAAUUAUCUCUCGUACAAAUCUCGAGUACAAAAUCUGAAAAAAAAAGAAUAAAGUACCAUGAUAACAAUGAAUGACUGUUAAAAUAGUAAGUCAAUACAACAAAAUUACAUUUAUGAAAUAUUUAUGGGGAAUUGCCCACAAUUUCAAAUUUAAAUUUUGACAUCUUGAUUGGAUUUUAUAUUUAUUUAUUCAAUUUUUUUUAAAUUUUAUUACAUUAAUUACCUAUGCAAUUUAUUUAAUUUUUGUUUAUUUUAACACAUUACUUAAUCAUUCAUUAUUGUAUACUGUUGAUUAUAAUGUAAUUUAUUUUGUAUUUGUAUUAUUUUAAAAAUUACAUAUUAUGAUUACGAUAACAUAUUUUUAAAUAUUUUCAUGGGAGAUAUUUCCUUUAGAGAUAUUUUUAAUAGAAGGUAUUUUGUACUAGAGUUAUUUAAAAUGGGAUAUAUUUUGACCUGUCACUGUUGGUCAGUAAACUUAAAAAUUAAGGAAUGCUUUCAGGUCAAUACAAUAUUUGUUGCAUUUGUAAUAACCCAAGUGAGUGCUAAAUCCAUUGAAUUUCUUAUUUUGUACUACAAACUAUUCAAAAUACUAAUUAGAAAGCACAACUUGAAAAAUUUUAAUCUAUUAAAAGAAUAAUUAAAUAUUUUUUGAUCUAGUGUUUGUAUAGGUUUACUCAAUAUAUAUAUUAUUUUUUUUCAAAAUAGUUAUAACCAAUUAAUUUUAAGUUUUUAACAGUAGAAUGCUUUAAUGAUUUCUUUAAUAUUUUAGUUAUUGAAAAAAUAAAAAACUUUGGUAAACUUUGUA